GGGAGGAACUAGGGGGCGCAAAGAGGGGGAGGAGAGGCGGGCCUCGACACCCCCACACACACUCCUUGCGGCCACCCCUGGAGAUGGUGUCCAUCCCAAGACCAGAGCCUCAGGCUAGUGAAGGGCAGAGGCUGAGCCUCGGGCCUGUGCCAGUCUUGAGCGGGAUGGGCCGCUGAAGGAUGAGGACUUGUCUUUGAAAAGGACACGGAUCCUCCCCUACCUAGGACCCACAGCACCCCCCUUCCUUUCACUCUGGCUGUAUUCCUAUUUCCCUUCUAAGGUCUCUCCUCUUUCUUCAGUUCCCAGGGACAGGGACAUAGCCUGUGCUUCCCAGAAUUAAGCAGUGCUUCCCAGAGUGGAGUCGGAAUUCACCACCACCCCAACCUGUUCUCAAGUCCAUCCAACUAUCAGCUCUGGCUCUCUCAAUCUUUUCCUUCAUCCUCUCCAGCUCAGUCCCCAUCUCCUUUGUCCUGCUUUUCUAGACAUGCCUCUCCAUCCUUCCCACCCCCACGGCUCUUCCCACUAUCCCAGCACUAGGCUUCCUAAUCUAAGGAGGCAUCUCUUAUUCAACUGGAGAAUUCCGGGAUCUGGGCCAUACUCCUUAGUAGACAGCCCAUCCUCAGAGGAGGCGCAGGAGAAAGCCUGAGGAAGAGCAAGGGAGAGAGGACAGGGUCAGGCCACAAGGUCCCUGAGGACAGAGACUGUGGGGGGACAGGGACUGAGGAGAAAGCACGGGAGCUAGAGCCAGAGCCAAAGGAAGAAAGAGAGGAGCCAGCAAAGAGGUAUUUGUGGGGGAGGCUCAGCAGCUGUCUUCCCUAAGACAGGAACAGAUGGGCCUGGUUAUUUCUCUUGUCACAUGUAUAGUGGUAAGACUGGAAGAGGACCAUUGAGCAAUCAAGGGCAGGCUUGCCCACAGAGCUGAGUGGGUUUAGCUCUCCAGGUCCCUGUAACCCCAGUAGAAAGAAGGAACAGUUCCUGAGCCCAGUCAACCUGUCUGUCUUUCUUUUUUAAACAGGUUCUUACUAUGCAGCCCUGGCUCACUCAGUAGACCAGGCUAGCCUCAAACUCGAGGAGAUCCACCUGCCUCUGCCUCUCAAGUGCUGGGACAAAGACAUGCUCUGGACUCCAUCUUAACCGAACACAUACCCCCUUCACCCCCCAGGUCCCACAUCGCUUCCAUAUCCUCUUUCCUAUAACAUGGUCAUUCUCUAAUAUAGGUAAUACCUACAUAACCAGUUGGAAAGGGAAAAUGCCAGGAAAGACACUCCUCUGGAGCAAGGGAAUAUGGAAGGAAAACCAAGAAAGCCAGAGUGCUGUCAGAUUUCAACAGGUCCCAGGUUCUUACAUAGCCAGGUUCUCAUAUGCCCGACAUACAAAUCCUCUCUAGAGUGUGUGUGGGUGGAGGAGCUGGGCUCCAUUCAUGGACCAUGGUCCAGCCAUGGGCUCUUGUCCCAGUAGAUAGGAAAAGAAGUCGUCAUUUCCGGGGCCUUCACCAGGGCUUGGUGGCUCUCUGCUCUCUGAUUGGGCGGAAAUAGCCUGGGCAGGCUUAUGACCCUACUACAGAGGAGGAGCUGUACCCCAACCAGUAUCUUCCCACGUACCUGCUCCCCAGAGUGCUGCCUGCUGUGCACCUGGGUCCUGAAGCCCUUCUCUACCCGGAUAGAUUCCUUGGCCCACCUCUCCCGCACCCCACUCUGUGCAGAAGUGCAAAAGCUCAAGCCGCCUCCAUGGCCCCAGGGAAGAUUCAGGGGAGAGGCCCCAUACAGGGAGCCACUGCAGUUAGACACCCUGGCCAGAAUGGAGCUGACUGAUUUGCUCCUGGUGGCCAUGCUUCUCCUCACAGCAAGACUAACUCUGUCCAGCCCAGUUCCUCCCGCCUGUGACCCCAGACUCCUAAAUAAACUGCUUCGUGACUCCCACCUCCUUCACAGCCGACUGAGUCAGUGUCGUGACGUCAACCCUUUGUCUAUCCCUGUCCUGCUGCCUGCCGUGGACUUUAGCCUGGGAGAAUGGAAAACCCAGACGGAACAGAGCAAGGCACAGGACAUUUUAGGGGCAGUGACCCUUCUCCUGGAGGGAGUGAUGGCAGCACGAGGACAGUUGGAACCCUCCUGCCUCUCAUCCCUCCUGGGACAGCUUUCUGGGCAGGUUCGCCUCCUCUUGGGGGCCCUACAGGGCCUCCUAGGAACCCAGCUUCCUCUACAGGGCAGGACCACAGCUCACAAGGACCCCAGUGCCCUCUUCUUGAGCUUGCAACAACUGCUACGGGGAAAGGUGCGCUUCCUGCUUCUGGUAGAAGGUCCCACCCUCUGUGUCAGAAGGACCCUGCCUACCACAGCUGUCCCAAGCAGUACCUCUCAACUCCUCACACUAAACAAGUUCCCAAACAGGACUUUUGGAUCGUUGGAGACGAACUUCAGUGUCGUAGCCAGAACUAUUGGGCCUGGACUUCUGAACAGGCUUCAAGGAUUCAGAGCCAAGCUUAUUCCUGGUCAGCUAAACCAAACCUCCAGGUCCCCAGAUCAAAUCCCUGGAUACCUGAACAGGACACAUGGACCUGUGAAUGGAACUCAUGGGCUCUUUGCUGGAACCUCACUUCAGACCCUGGAAGCCCAAGCCAUUGUGCAGACAGCUUUCAACAAAGGCUCCCAGCCACUCAACCUCCAGGAUGGACUUCCUCCUUCUCCAAGCCUUGCUCCUGAUGGACACACACUCUUCCCUCCUUCACCUACCUUGCCCACCCACGGAUCUCCACCCCAGCUCCACACCCUGUUCCCUGACCCUUCCACUACCAUGCCCAACCCUACCGGCCCUCAUCCAAUCACAAUGUACCCUCAUUCCAGGAAUUUGUCUCAGGAAGCAUAGCGUGCACUGGCACAGUGAGUAUCUGCAGCAUCUCUCAGGGACAAGCUUCCCCAGGAAGGUGCUGAGAGGCAGCUGCAGCUGCGCUAGAUGUCCUGCUUUCACCUAAAAGGCCCUGGGGAAGGGAUGUACAGGACCGGAGAUUGUAAAAUUUUAGAAGCUAUUUUUUUUAACCUAUCAGCAAUAUUCAUCAGAGCAGCUAGCUAUCUUUGGUCUGUUUUCUGUAUAAAUUUGAAAAUUACUAAUUCU
Molecule: messenger RNA, 3111 nt
Organism: Mastomys coucha (southern multimammate mouse)
Lineage: Eukaryota; Metazoa; Chordata; Mammalia; Rodentia; Muridae
Gene: Thpo
Product: thrombopoietin
Exons: 7
Coding region: 1549-2865 (438 amino acids)
Biological process (GO): cell population proliferation; positive regulation of hematopoietic stem cell proliferation; thrombopoietin-mediated signaling pathway
Cellular component (GO): extracellular region
Molecular function (GO): cytokine activity; hormone activity
Source: RefSeq, a predicted model, not a curated record